CGUUGAGAUGGGGGAGGGGAAACUGUUCAACUGAGCGGAACGGGAUGGACUUCGGAGGUUACGUCGUUGGUGCCUAUGCAGCCUGAUUGGCCAGGCAUCUGCAGCCCCGGUCACUGGACUGCCGGAAAAGCUUCAGCAGCUUCAUUCAUACUCCCAGCUCCUCCGCACACACUACCCUUUGAAGGGCUGGACCUUUCUCUUUUCUACAUUAUUGUCCUUAUUUCUAGUUGUCUUUGACGAUGUUUGUCAAGUUCUAGGUCCCACAUUACGCCAAUUUGUUGUCUCCCAUUACAUAGACAGUUUCCGUCCCAAUGGUUACAGCUCUUUUCUUACGCGCCUCUCACCAGACGGUGCGGCCAACUGGCCUACGACAAUGCCAGGUAGCUACCAGCCGUCUGGGAUGUAAUGCGUCCUUGAUUCCAGGGGCCAAGAAGGGUCAAUUUCCUAGGAUCCAGUUGCUCUCAUCGUCUGCAUCCAAAUUACAGGCAGACACCCUUGACCGAACUAGAAAUAUAGGCAUCAUUGCACAUAUUGAUGCUGGUAAAACAACGACCACUGAGCGCAUGCUCUACUACAGUGGCUUUACCCGAAGACUUGGAGAUGUGGAUGAAGGGUCCACCGUCACAGACUUUCUCCCUGCGGAACGCGCUCGCGGGAUCACCAUCCAAUCUGCUGCCAUCACCUUCCAUUGGCCGCCUCAAGCAGCUGGUAAUCAGAUUGCAGCCGCUCAGGAUAAUCCAAAAACUCCAAGGUCUGCCAUAUCUCAUACAGUAAACCUAAUCGACACCCCUGGGCAUGCGGACUUUACCUUUGAGGUUAUGCGUUCUUUGCGCAUUCUAGACGGGGCGGUGUGUAUUCUGGACGGCGUCGCUGGCGUCGAAGCUCAAACGGAACGAGUAUGGCACCAAGCAAGCACAUAUCGUAUUCCCAGGAUUGUCUACAUCAACAAGCUGGAUAGAGACGGUGCAGCUUUUGGGCGUACGGUAAGAGAGAUAAGCUCCCGGCUUGCUGGCUACCCCGCGGUCUGCCAAAUUCCGUGGUUCGAGGGCGGAAAUGGUCGCUUUGUUGGAGUUGGUGAUGCGAUUAAUUUGCAGGGUCUCCGAUGGCAAGAUGGCGACGGUAAAGCCGUCAAAAUGUUCAACCUGCAAGAGUUGGAUGGCGAAGAACCAGGGCUUGCACAGGAGAUUCGACGCGCAAGGACAGCACUUGUUGAGCUACUUAGCGAGCAUGAUGAGACUAUGAUCGAGAGGUUCUUUGAACAUGACGAAGAUCACCUCGCAGUCCCUCCGAACGACAUUAUAGACAGCUUGCGCCGGUGUCUUUUGCAAGAACAGGGUAGAAAGAUCAUCCCUACUUUCGCAGGUGCUAGCUUCCGCAACAUCGGUGUGCAGCCUCUCCUAGACGCCGUGACAAAUCUUCUUCCCAGUCCCCUCGAAACCCCUGAUCCAGAGGUUAGCAUCGGAGGCGUCCGCGGAGGUCUUCGGAGUCUACUCUCCGGCGAUCUAUUAGUCAAGCAGAGCGAGAAAGCAGCUACCUCCAAAGGGAAGCAGAAAAAGAAGAAGUCCGUCACCCAAGCCGAAUCCCAGAAUGCUAUCGAGAAGCUUCAGAGCUGCGCGCUUGCUUUCAAGGUGGUUAACGAUGCCAAGCGGGGAGUCUUGGUUUAUGUGCGCGUUUACUCGGGUUCCCUGGACCGGAACAGUGCUAUAUUCAACACCAAUCUCAAUAUCACUGAACGUGCACCGCGCCUGCUCAAGAUGUACGCUAAUGACGCUGUCGAGGUGGAUUCCAUUCCCGAGGGACAUAUCGGCGUUGUGGCUGGCCUGAAGCAUGCUCGAACCGGAGAUACACUGGUGUCAUACGCAGGCAACAAAUUAACGCCACCCGAACCACUUGACACCCUCCAACUACGCCCAAUCCAGGUGCCGCCUCCCGUUUUCUUCGCCAGUAUCGAGCCACACAGCCUGAGCGAGGAGAAGAAGAUCCAUGAAUGCCUGGCCCUACUCCUACGUGAAGACCCAAGUCUCCACGUCACUGUUGACGAAGACUCCGGGCAAACGCUUCUAAGCGGCAUGGGCGAGCUCCAUCUCGAGAUUGCCCGGGAUCGCCUGAUCAAUGACCUGAAAGCUAAGGCCACAAUGGGCCGUAUUGAAAUCGGCUACCGUGAAUGUCCCCUUGGGGAGUCGCCUGUCACCAGCAAAAUCUUCGACAAGGAGAUCGCCGGCCGCAAAGGUAAAGCCGGCUGCACGGCAGUAGUGGAACCUUUCGACCCGGACAACGCACCUCCAGUACCCGAAGACGCACUUUCAGUUGAAACCAAAGAGGGCAACCAGAUCAUCAUCCUCGCCCCAGAACUGCAGGUAGAAACCAACCGUAAAGGCAUCGAGGAAAGCCCCAUACUCCCCGCAGGCCUAGACAUGCACUCUUUCCGAGCCUCCCUCCAAAAUGGCUGCCUAGCUGCCCUUGCUCGCGGCCCUCAGUUCGCUUUCCCUAUGCACCACACCCGCGUCACCCUUACCAUCAACCAAACCGAACACCUCUUCGGCACCGACACCACCCCAGCAGCUCUCUCCUCCGCAGCCCGUCUGGCCACCUCCGCCGCUCUCCGCGACCUCCUCUCCUCCGGCCCAGGCACCUCCCUGAUGGAGCCCGUCAUGAACGUGAUCAUCAGCAUCGACGAGGCCAGUCUCGGAGCCGUCGUACACGACAUUUCCUCCUCUCGCGGCGGCCAUAUCGUUUCCCUCGACGAAGAAAUCCCCCUUACAUCAACCGACCUCUCCGCGUCCCCCCAACCGGUUGAAGACCUCCCACCCAUCGACCCGAAGAAGGUCUAUGCCCCCGCGGAUCCAUUCGAAUCUGGAUCCGUCGGUGCCUCCCUCCCCGACACCGCCAACCGACCCAGAACCAUCACGGCAAAGGUACCUCUCAAGGAAAUGGUCGGGUACUUGAAACACCUACGCAGUCUGAGUGCCGGCCGCGGUACCUUUGUAAUGAGCGUCGAUCGGUUCGAGAAGAUGAGUACCCCGCGGCAGAAGGCUGUGUUGACGGAAUUGAGAGGCGGAUUCUAGAUCGACCUUCUUUUCCCUAUUCUUCU
Messenger RNA from Aspergillus piperis CBS 112811, 3091 nucleotides. Its product is annotated as mitochondrial elongation factor MEF2. Bases 312 to 3065 code for a protein of 917 amino acids. Lineage: Eukaryota; Fungi; Ascomycota; Eurotiomycetes; Eurotiales; Aspergillaceae. Gene Ontology annotation, biological process: ribosome disassembly; mitochondrial translation. The transcript has a single exon. The record is from RefSeq and is a predicted model, not a curated record. Gene Ontology annotation, molecular function: GTPase activity; GTP binding. Gene Ontology annotation, cellular component: mitochondrion.